Molecule: messenger RNA, 1170 nt
Organism: Caenorhabditis briggsae
Lineage: Eukaryota; Metazoa; Nematoda; Chromadorea; Rhabditida; Rhabditidae
Exons: 8
Coding region: 1-1170 (389 amino acids)
Biological process (GO): G protein-coupled receptor signaling pathway
Cellular component (GO): membrane
Molecular function (GO): G protein-coupled receptor activity
Source: RefSeq, a predicted model, not a curated record
AUGGCAGUGUCUCACCAUUUGUGUCAAUUUCUACGGAAAAACGAGACGAUUGAUUUCUCGACGUUAUUGAGUCAUUCGCCACGGGAAGAAGCCACUUCAAACAUAAAUAAGCUUACACAAUUCUCGGUUAUACCAAUGAUCAUGUGGUUGCUGGACAUUCGCGCCUGUUCCAAGACAUCAGCGUUCUUCUAUGCUCACAUCGGGUUUCCACUGGCGAAUGCAUUAAUGGGUUCUAGUGUAUGGAUUGUCGUUUUUCUGACACUGUCCCAGUAUAUGGCGGUGUGCAAGCCGUUUGCCUAUGGUUUAAGGUCCCGGAAAAUCUGUUAUGUACUAUUUGCGCUUGCUUAUAUGUUCAAUUUCUGUAUUUAUGCACCAUGGGCGGUUAAGAAGAAUGUUCAUGACAUAUCGGAUCUGGUUCCAGAGAGUUUCCUGGUUUCCGUGUGCCCCUAUGUCGUUUGUGACGCAAAACGACCGGAUUGGUUUGUGAUUUAUGAAACGGCACGGGAACUCAUAUCCCGUAUUUUCCCGUUCUUCCUUGUCGCAUUUCUCAAUGUCAAAAUUCUCAUUACGUAUAGAAAUACCAAACGUGAUAGGAUGGAAAGAUUGGCAAAUUCUCAAAAGAAGUUCAUGUUCGAAAAAAGUGAAAAAGAGGAAAAAAGAUUAUUCAUUUUGCUAUUCGCCAUUGUGAUUGUCUUCUUUGUGUGCACUAUUCCAGCAGCUCCAUUGACGAUUCUAGUGGCUGACACCAAAAACAACAAUGUUGGAUUUCAGAUCUUCCGAGCCGUUGUGAACCUUUUAGAAUUCACCAAGUUUGCCAUGAAUUUCUACUUUUACUGUCUGAUUAACCCGGACAUUCGCAGCAUUUGUGCUCACGUCAUCACAUGUAAGAAGAUCACCAAACCGGCCCGAGUGAAGGGACAACCCACAACUCCAUUGUCCAUGUACACAAGGUCAACGAAAAAUUCCACCAUCCGAGAUGCUCACAAAAAUGGCGAGAAGCGAGGUGGAAGUGAUAGCGACUCGAAGAAGUUCGAAGAUUCCAGAAAUAGUUCGCUAAAGUCUGGAAAAGACUCUGUUCGCCGAGGUGUUCCUGCCGACACCCUAAUAGAAAAAUUGACAGUCAUUAAGGAGAACGAAUCGGUCACUUCCGAGACUGGAGACCACGUGUAA